This is a messenger RNA of Brettanomyces nanus, 786 nucleotides long. RefSeq lists its product as uncharacterized. Bases 1 to 786 code for a protein of 261 amino acids. The transcript has a single exon. The record is from RefSeq and is a predicted model, not a curated record. Gene Ontology annotation, biological process: maturation of LSU-rRNA; maturation of 5.8S rRNA. Gene Ontology annotation, cellular component: preribosome, large subunit precursor; nucleolus. Lineage: Eukaryota; Fungi; Ascomycota; Pichiomycetes; Pichiales; Pichiaceae.
AUGCCACAAAACGAUUACAUUGAACAGUUCAUAAAAGAACAUGGUCGAAGACUUGAUUAUGAGGAAAGAAAGAGAAAAAGAGAAGCACGUGAGUCGCAUAGAAUAGCCAAGGAUGCACAUAACUUGAGGGGAUGGAGAGGUAAACAGUUUGCUAAAAAGAGAUACACUGAGAAGAUUGCCAUGAAGAAAAAGAUCAAGGCUCAUGAUGAGAAGAAAUUGAAGGGACCUUCCAAAGCAUCUAAUGAAGAAGGAGAGGCAUUACCUACAUAUUUGUUGGACAGAGAACAACAGAAUACUGCUAAGGCUAUAUCAUCGUCUAUUAAACAAAAGAGAAUGGAAAAGGCAGACAAAUAUUCAGUUCCAUUACCAAGAGUGAGGGGUAUUAGUGAGGAGGAAGCAUUCAAGGUUAUUAGGACAGGAAAAACCAAACGGAAAUCGUGGAAAAGAAUGAUCACUAAGCAUACGUUUGUUGGAGAAGGAUUUACCAGAAGACCUGUUAAGAUGGAGAGAAUUAUAAGACCAUCUGCAUUGAGACAAAAGAAAGCCAACGUGACUCAUCCAGAGUUAAGAGUGACAGUUUUGCUACCAAUUCUUUCAGUGAAAAAGAAUCCUCAGUCUCCUUUAUAUACUCAAAUGGGCGUGCUUACCAAAGGAACCAUUAUAGAGGUAAACGUUUCAGAGCUUGGGUUGGUGACGGCAGGAGGCAAAGUUGUCUGGGGAAAAUAUGCUCAGAUUACCAACGAGCCUGAUAGAGAUGGUGUUGUCAAUGCGGUUUUAUUAGUUUAG